Messenger RNA from Gastrolobium bilobum, 1485 nucleotides. RefSeq names its product isocitrate dehydrogenase [NAD] regulatory subunit 1, mitochondrial. Gene Ontology annotation, cellular component: mitochondrion. NCBI's taxonomy places the organism in Eukaryota, Viridiplantae, Streptophyta, Magnoliopsida, Fabales, Fabaceae. The transcript has 4 exons. The record is from RefSeq and is a predicted model, not a curated record. The coding region runs from base 112 to 1215 and encodes 367 amino acids. Gene Ontology annotation, biological process: tricarboxylic acid cycle; isocitrate metabolic process. Gene Ontology annotation, molecular function: isocitrate dehydrogenase (NAD+) activity.
UUUCUCGUGGCGCUUUUUACCUAGCGCCAUGGCUUCUCGAAUCGCAUCACAUUCUUAGUCAUAACAGCGAAAACAACACUGAAAUUUCAAAACCUUAGCACGCCACCGCCAAUGGCGACGAGACGAUCCGCACAGCUCCUCAAGCAACUCUUCGCCUCGCGCUCCCGCCUCAACCCGACCCGAUCGGUCACCUACAUGCCCCGACCCGGCGACGGAACCCCCCGUGCGGUGACCCUGAUCCCCGGCGACGGAAUCGGGCCACUGGUGACGGGCGCCGUGGAGCAGGUGAUGGAGGCGAUGCACGCGCCGCUGUACUUCGAGAAGUACGAUGUGCAUGGGGACAUGAAGGCGGUGCCUACGGAGGUGAUCGAAUCGAUCAAGAAGAACAAGGUGUGCUUGAAGGGAGGUUUGGCCACACCCAUGGGUGGUGGUGUGAGCUCGCUUAACAUGCAGCUGAGGAAGGAGCUUGAUCUCUACGCAUCGCUCGUUAACUGCUUCAACCUCCCUGGCUUGCCCACGCGCCACGAAAACGUUGACAUCGUCGUCAUCAGGGAGAACACCGAGGGCGAGUACUCUGGCCUCGAACACGAGGUCGUUCCCGGCGUCGUCGAAAGCCUCAAGGUAAUAACAAAGUUCUGUUCAGAGCGCAUUGCUAAAUAUGCUUUCGAGUAUGCCUACCUAAAUAACAGAAAGAAGGUGACUGCCGUGCACAAAGCAAAUAUUAUGAAACUUGCAGAUGGUUUAUUCUUGGAAUCUUGUCGAGAGGUUGCCACACAGUAUCCUGGAAUCAAGUAUAAUGAAAUUAUUGUAGAUAACUGUUGCAUGCAGCUUGUUGCAAAGCCUGAGCAGUUUGAUGUUAUGGUAACCCCCAAUCUGUAUGGAAAUCUUGUUGCAAAUACAGCAGCAGGUAUUGCUGGAGGCACUGGUGUCAUGCCGGGAGGUAAUGUUGGGGCUGACCACGCUGUGUUUGAACAAGGUGCUUCAGCAGGAAAUGUUGGUAAUGAAAAAGUAGUGGAACAACAGAAAGCCAACCCAGUUGCACUCCUCCUUUCGUCGGCCAUGAUGCUUAGACAUCUCCAGUUUCCUGCAUUUGCUGACCGAUUGGAAACUGCUGUGGAACAAGUCAUUCUAGAGGGGAAACACCGGACAAAGGACCUUGGAGGGACAAGUACCACCCAAGAGGUUGUUGAUGCAGUAAUAGAUGCUUUAGAUUGAUGAAUUUAUUUGCUGAUCUCCCAAGUGAAGUCAGCCCGUAUAUUCUUUGCUAACUGAUUUUAGCAACAGAGUUUUUGCACCUUUUAAAUGUGAAAUUGCCAAUUUUUGGUCCUGAAUAAUGUUUAUUCAGCACAUAAAAUGAGAAAAUGAUGUAAUAAAAAAUUAUUUACAGAGUAUGGUAACUGUUGCCUGUUUACCACUCCGUUUUAAGCACUGUAAUUUUAUAUAUGCUCUUAAUUCUUAAAGCUAUUAUUGUUUAGCAUAAAUUAC